CCGCCCCCAAGCGGAACCCCCGGUUGCUGAGCAACCGGAGCCGGCGCCGCCGACUGGCUCUGCGCUACCCGGAGCAAGCGAGUGCAGCUCCCGCCUCCUGGUCCGGCAGCCUCGCGUCGCGCCCACCUCCCGGCCCGCCGCCGCUCCUCGCCUCGUGGAAUUCCUGCUCUUGGCACUACCGGCAACUCUCUGGCUCCGUCGCCUCCCUAACGCCCACCUGCUUCACCGAAAGCCGGGCAGCUCGACCCCGGACAUGACCUCCGCGCUGACUGACCGCACCUCCGGGGCCAUGGGCACCUACACCUACACCAGCAGGCCCCGGGUCCUGCCCUGCCAGCGCCGCCGUUACCGGGACAACCUGUUGCAGCCAGAAGAAGAACCUAUGCGGUAUGGAAACAUAAUGUAUGACAGAAGGGUGAUCCGAGGCAACACUUACGCACUUCACACAGGGCCGCUGUCUGGGCAGACUGAUCCUCUAGAGCUUCAGAGAGCACAGGCAGCUAAAAGGAGGGCUCUUGCCAGGAAACGAGCCCAAGAGCAGCUCAGACCACGGACACCAGAACCUGUGGAAGGCAGGAAGCACGUGAAUGUGCAGACAGAAUUGUACCUUGAAGAAAUUGCUGAUCGUGUAAUAGAAGUUGAUAUGGAAUGCCAAACAGAUGCGUUUUUGGACAAACCACCGACACCACUCUUCAUUCCUGCCAAGACUGGCAGGGAUGUGGCCACCCAAAUACUAGAAGGAGAGCUUUUUGACUUUGACCUUGAAGUUAAACCAAUGUUAGAAGUUUUGGUGGGGAAGACAAUUGAGCAGGCCCUUCUGGAAGUGAUGGAAGAAGAAGAGUUGGCCAACCUGCAGGCCAGUCAGCAUGCAUAUGAAGAAAUACGGAAUGUGGAACUGGCCGAAGUUCAGCGACUGGAAGAGCAAGAGAGACGACACCGAGAAGAAAAAGAACGUCGUAAGCAGCAGCAGUGGGAAAUAAUAAACAAACAUAACGAGACAGCACAAAAGAUUUCUGCCCGUGCAUUUGCACAGCGUUAUCUGGCCGACCUUCUCCCAUCUGUUUUUGGCAGUCUCAGGGAUAGUGGCUACUUUUAUGAUCCUAUCGAAAGAGAUAUUGAAAUAGGAUUUCUCCCAUGGCUAAUGAAUGAAGUUGAAAAAACCAUGGAAUAUAGCAUGGUGGGAAGAACAGUGCUUGACAUGUUGAUCCGGGAAGUGGUUGAAAGGAGACUGAAUACUUAUGAGCAGAAAGACAACAGAUAUCCUUCUCUAAGAUCAGAGGGAUUUUAUGAUCCUAGAGUAAUGGGAGAAACCCUGGGGAGUUAUGAUCCAAACAUACCACAGACCCAGGAGCCAUUGCUGGGCACAGACUACCUACAAGGAACACAGUAUGGAAGAAGGUCCUAUUCCCAGGAAAGGAGGUUUAUGGAAGAAGGAGUGCUCUUGGAGCCGGAGGAAGACACAGAAAUGAGGAAAACCUUAGGGAAGGAAGACCCAUCAGCAGCAGGGGGAGCUUGGGAGCCAUGAAGCAAGUCAACAAUAACAAUCAGGUAAUGAUGCACAGGCCCCUCGGGAACUAGAAAUUACGUUGUAUUUAGUCAACAUGUCUUUUUGUCUAAUGAACUGAGCAAGUGAAUUGUGAUAAAAUAAUAAAACAAGUAAAGAUAACACUUUAACUCAUUUAUUUAAUAGAAUAUUCAAAGGCUAUAUUGUAAUCCUUGAUUACUAGUUUCCCGUUACCACUAUAUGUAUCGAAAGAAUCUAUUUUUCCUUAA
Molecule: messenger RNA, 1773 nt
Organism: Marmota flaviventris (yellow-bellied marmot)
Lineage: Eukaryota; Metazoa; Chordata; Mammalia; Rodentia; Sciuridae
Gene: Rsph3
Product: radial spoke head 3
Cellular component (GO): cilium
Source: RefSeq, a predicted model, not a curated record